AUGUGGGAACAACAUCAGUUUUUAAUGUACCAAUGUCUUUCACUUCCAUUUGCAUUUUUGUUUUAUUUUCUUUCUAAACGGGGAUAUCUGUCCUUGACGUACAGGUACCUGUGUGUUUCUAUCGUAGGAUGUGUCCUGGCUAUUCUCACCAUGGGCGUCUAUAGUGCGUUUCUCUUCACCUCCGCCUUUGUCUUUAUUCUGCUUGUUCUCUCCGUGGAUCCCAACUGUAUCCACAUCUGGGUGUUUGGUGUUCAGAUGUCGUGGCAAACCUUCUGGCACCUGCUUAUACAGUACAGGGAAUACUACCUGCACGAGCCUGUCGACAUCAGGUUGUUUUUGGCUGUGUCCUCUUUGAUGCUUCUCACCCAGAGGAUCACCUCAGUAUCCAUGGACAUCCAGGAGAAAAAAGUUGUAUUUCUCUUAAAUGCUUCCACCCUAAAUAAGAUGAAUGUCAUUUUUCUGCCUCUAAUCAGUUACACCCUUAAUUUCACCACCCUGCUUGGUGGCCCUUUGUGCUCCUACAGUCAAUUUGUGUCCCUAAUGGAGGGUAUCAGGUUAAACCCUCCACCCAAUCCACUGGGUGUAGUCUCCUUUAAGUUGAUUCAGGUGUUAUUGCUAGGGUGGGUAAGAUAUUGUCUCGUUUAUUUUUUGAAACGUAAUGCUUAUGAUUCCUCCAGCUCUACUGCUCUUUAUGGCCUGCUAUGGGUUUGGGGUGUGGGACUUGCUUUGAGGAUAGAGUAUUACACCCACUGGAGGAUCAGUGAAUGCCUCAAUAACACAGCUGGGCUUGGAUUUUGUGAAAAUGUCAAGAGUGACACCCCAAACUGGAGCGGGAUAUGUGAUGGAGACUUCUGGGCCAUCGAGGCUUCAAUCCAUAUGUCUGAUUUUGCCCGUCGAUGGAACAGUACGACAGCUUUGUGGCUGCGUCGUUUGGUUUAUAUACGCUGCAAACAUUUCCAGUUAUUCAUGACUUUUGGUUUUUCACUGUGGUGGCAUGGUUUGCACUUGGGUCACUUUGUGGGGUUUCUGACCUGGGCAGCAACAGUCAAAGCAGACUAUUAUAUACACAGAUACAUGUUCCCAAAACUUUCAUCAAAAUGGAAACAACUGCUGUACAUCUGUUUAAGCUGGAUAAACACUCAAAUGAUUGUUACUUGUGUGGUUAUAGCAGUAGAAUUAAGAGAUAUGUCCGGUUUGAGACUUCUGUCUGUAACAUACGUGGGUCUGUUUCCACUUUGUAAUAUAAUUGUGCUCUUUAUUUUCUUAAAAGCCAGCACAGUUUAG
Scomber japonicus (chub mackerel) is the source of this 1284-nucleotide messenger RNA. RefSeq names its product membrane bound O-acyltransferase domain containing 4 (gene mboat4). NCBI's taxonomy places the organism in Eukaryota, Metazoa, Chordata, Actinopteri, Scombriformes, Scombridae. Gene Ontology annotation, molecular function: serine O-acyltransferase activity. The transcript is spliced from 3 exons. Bases 1 to 1284 code for a protein of 427 amino acids. The record is from RefSeq and is a predicted model, not a curated record. Gene Ontology annotation, cellular component: endoplasmic reticulum membrane. Gene Ontology annotation, biological process: peptidyl-serine octanoylation; lipid modification.